AUGUGUUAUCGGUCAUUAAUUCCAGUGUUCCUGUCAAUCAGCGCUGCCCUUGCAGCGCCGCAAGACUUCCAAGGCAGCGCAAGUGUAGCGCCCUUACCUAAUACAACUAAUGUUACAGACUCGAAUAAUACAUUAGUUGAGGAGAAAGAAAUUCCCCCGCUUGAAAACCCCGUUAGCCGAGAUGUAACACAAGUCAACCUGACCGAUAGCGUUGAAUUUACAACAGAAUUUGACCAGUUAGAAACAACUACAGAUUUAAUUGAACUUACGCCACAACAAACAUCCACAGUUGUACCCAUAACAACAACAGUAAAAACAAUUCCACGAAAACCAUCUUUUAUCAAACCAAAACCCAAAUUCGUAUCAAAAUUAAGCUAUUUUAACAAAGCCAGCGUGUUUGACGGAAUUGCGACGACGAAUUUGGUAGAAAGGACGGGAAAAAGAAAGUUUAAAAGUCAUUGUCGAUGCGAGAAAAUUUGGAACUGCCCAAAACUGCAAAUCACGGUCCCUCGGUGUCCAAAUGAAUAUUUUCUGUGUUGCUUUUAG
Messenger RNA from Pieris macdunnoughi, 546 nucleotides. The record is from the annotation of a GenBank genome assembly. NCBI's taxonomy places the organism in Eukaryota, Metazoa, Arthropoda, Insecta, Lepidoptera, Pieridae.